Molecule: messenger RNA, 675 nt
Organism: Ogataea philodendri
Lineage: Eukaryota; Fungi; Ascomycota; Pichiomycetes; Pichiales; Pichiaceae
Exons: 3
Coding region: 1-675 (224 amino acids)
Source: RefSeq, a predicted model, not a curated record
AUGCUUUGCGGCAAAAUUUUUGACUUUGGAGGGCGGGGUUUUUCCUUCACGGAAUCUUUAGAAGCGACUUUUUCGUCUAAUUCGAAGGAGUUUUCAGAUCCAGCCGUUAACUUGGAAACCUCCUUGUUGAUGGCCUGGAUCUCUGCGCGGUCUCCUAGUUCCUGCUCUUCCUUUUUAGAGCUUUGUUUGUUGUUCACCACCUCUGGCGUAGUUAGCUUGCUCUCCAGCACAAAAUCUUCUUCCAACGUAUUUCUCGGAGAGCUUCCAACACUGGGCUUAGCCAGGCUGUUGAGUUCGUCUUCUACCUCAACCUCAGAGGAGCGCGGGAUAAGCUCCUUGCCCUGGUCUCGUGACCAAUCCCAGAGCUUGACUCUGCCAUCUGUAGAUCCGGACGCAAGCACGGAGCCGUGUUCAGGGUUCCAUGCGGCACACGUCAGAGACCCGUCAUGUGCGUUGGAGAUGGUUCGCACCGGCUGCUCCAUGUUCCUAAUAUCGUGCAACGAAAGCACUCCGGAUUCGUUUCCGGUGACAAACCCAAACUCGUGCGUGUGGCUGAAAGAUAUCACAUUAACGGGCGAGUCUGAAACCUCAGCUUCCUUCACGCAGCUCAACUUGGCUCGCGUAUCGAAAAUCUUGACUUUUCUGUCAUCUCCAACAGACCCAAUCAAACUUUGA